CCGAGCUCCAACUCGGUCCUCUUCAUUCUAGAAUUAAGUGCCGCUGCAGUCGGAGUCGCAGCCAGUUGGCCACAUACAUGUAAAACGAACACAAGUCCGUGCUUUCACCGAACACCCGGAACAAUAAGUAACGGAAAUCGGAACACGAACCGUAACCGUUAAAGUUUUUUUCUGUGUGCUAUAGAGUUGUUUGGCAAAGAACGGUUAAACAGUUAAACAGUGCAAAAUCAAAUCUACCUUAAGUUUUUUUUUAGGAUACACACAAUGUGCGUGUGCAGUGAAAUCAAGUGAAAAGCCAAAAAUCAGAUAAAAAUCAACUUUCAAAAUUAAAAAGUAGAAAACUUAAGCCUCCAGAGAAAAUCUAGGCUAAUAACUCGAGUACGCAGUUAGAAGAAAGCCAGCGCUAGAGGGCGCCCCUGCAGGCGUGUGUGUAACGGAAUUUCCUAAAAGUAUAAAAGGGAGUGAAAGGGGGAGAGAGAGAGAAAGGACCGUGAAGUAAGGACGAACAUUGUGCGAGAAGGAUGGACAGCUCGCCGGAUCUGUCGCUGAAAUUGCGACGCGGUUCAAGCGAUUCGCGGGAUAACUUUUACAUGGACUUUGCCCAGGGCAUUGAUUCGGAUAUCGAGGAGGUGGACAACACGGCCAAUCCAGAGCAGCUGGAGGUUCCACCGCCGCCGCUGCCAACAGUUUCGCUAGCAGAGGAGGUCCUGCUCCUGGUGGCACCACCGCCGCCUUCCUUACUGGGUCAACCGCUGCCGACGCUAACGGAAACGGAUGAUAUUCCACCCACACCCACACCGCCCCCGCAGCAGAAGGACGAGGAGGAGGAGGAGGAGCCAGAGGACCCAGAUCAAGACCAGGGCGUAGUAGCUGCCCAUUCGCCUUCUGGUUCCCCCAUCAACUCGGUCCUGGAACUGGAGCUAAUACCACCUCCUCCUCUGUCUCUCAUGGAGGACACGGGACUCCGCACUGAUGACGAUGGCGAGGAUGCCGACGAUGUCGGGGAGGUAGCGGCCAUCCCACCACCCCAAGAAAUGCUCGAUGAGGACAAUAAUCCGGAAGAAGAAGACGAACCGGAGGAAAACCCCGAUGAGGAGGAGGAGGAAGAUGAUAAGUCCACACCACCACCUCCCCUGCCACCACUGCCAUCGAAUCUCUCCUACGUGCAGGGCCACAGCCUCGGCCAGGGCCAGGUGACCCCGCCCCUGACCAAGUCACCAUCCACCUCGCCCUCCCCUCCCGUGACACCGCCUCCCUGCCCGGAACUGAACAUCAGCCGGAUGGUCUCGCCGCCUGCCCAGCACAUCAGCCAGAUACCACCACUCACGCCCUCCGACGAGAGCGAGGGCGAGGCGGAGUCCCAGCCGAACUCGCCGCCACCCAGAUUGGAGGCCGAGAAACCGCCGCCGGAGAUGGAUCAGGAAGACCCGGAGGAUAUGCAGCCCGAACCAGAACCGGAACCGGAACCUCAACCGGAACCCGAGCCGGAGCCCGUUAGCGGCGCUCGCGAAGAUUACAGCCGUUCGCUGGACAACGAAGACGAGUCCACUACCAUAACCACACCGCCAAGCAACGGCUACUCCGCCUCCUCCAUCAUAGCUCCUCCGCCCGAGCACUUUGCAGAGCUGGACGAGGACAGGGGCUUCAUACCGCCACCGCCGUUGGAGCAGGAGCCCGAGGAAGAGGAGGAGGAGGAGCUGACCAAGGGCACGGACGAGAUAUCCGUGGACAGGGAGUCGCUGCAGGAUCCGGCCGGCGACAGCAUCAGUUCACCGCGCCCGGCCAGCAUUCUGACGGGAUCCAUUUCCACAUCCGUCGGCGGGGAAGGCGGCUCUCCGAAGCCCGAAAGUCGCGGGCCGAGUCGCAGUGGCAGCCAGCGGUCCCAGCCGCGGUCGGGAUCGCAGCAGGGUUCGAUGCCAGGAUCACGGGCUAGCUCUCGCAUUGGAUCCCGCUCGGGAUCCGUGGCCUCCGCCCAGGCAGCCGGGGUCUUCUCGCCGCAGGCGUCCCUGAAGUCGCAGGCCUCCGUUCGCUCGCAGGGACACGCGUCGGUGCGGAGUCCCGUGGGAUCCAUCAAGUCCGGAUCGCAGCGCGUGCAGAGUCCGCCCGCCGGAGAGGGUGCUCCGGCGAUGCCCUCGCCGCCGCUGAUGCGUAGUCCGCCCCCGGAGCUGGCCCGCCAGAUGCACAGUCCGCCGAGGAUCACGACUCCGCCGAGGGUCUGCAGUCCGCCGCUGGUCAGCAGUCCGCCGAAGCUGGCCGAGACCGCGGCCGCUGCCGUGGGCGUCGCAGCCGGAGUCAAGGAGCAGUCCGGUUCGAGCAGCAGUGCCGCCGAGCCACCGGAGCCACCGAAGCCGCAGGCGGAGUCAGCAGCGCCGCCGAUAGCCACCGUGAGCUACCAGGAUGAGCAGAAGCCGCCGGCUUCCUCGGCAGCACCACCAGUGGUCACCAGCCAGCCGCGGGCGCACUUCACGAGCAGCCACCACCACUACCACUUGCCGCACCAGUUCCAGCAUCCGCACCACCAGAACCACCACACCCACAGUGUGCGGGUGCCCACGCCCACCGUGCCGAGCAGCUACGCCCCGCCCCCGCCCCCGCCAGGGGACAGCGGGAGCAGCAGUUCGCCCGGCGACCGCCGGCGGCUAUUCAUGGCCGCCUCGGCCGCUCCGGUCGCUCCAGUGGCCAGCGGCUCCCUGGCGGCCGCGCCCGCCGAGCCCGUGGUGGCCAUCUCGCCGGGCAGGAUCUCGGCCCGCUCGGGAUCGCAGCACCACGUCACCAUCGACGAGUCGAGCCUGCCCAGCCACAAGGGCAACAUCCAGGAGACCCCGGGGCCCAGUGGCCUCAUCAUCGGUGGCGGAGAUGGGGACGGCGAUCGGGACAUCGGAGGCGGUGGGGGAGGCGGAGGACCCGACAGCUCCGACCCGCCAUCCUCGCCCGGAGGCAGCAGCUCCCAGCCGGCGCUGAGUGGGAGCCAGGCGGACGGACAGCUGGCCCUGAUGUACCACUCGCACCAGCUGACCAACUACCCGGUGCUGCCCGCCAUCAAGCGCACCCACCGGCCCUCCUUCGUCUAUCCGCCGAUGCCGAGGGUCAAGGCCGGCGAUGCCCUGGCGACCCUCUUCUCCGCCCUGUACGGCAAGCUGUUGGUGGUUAUGGGGAUAGCCUUUCCCAUGGCUGAGGUUAUAUCAACCUACAUCCCACCUUCCUUCUAUGAGGUGUACUAUUUGUACUUGUACAUCGGCAGCAUGAUAUUCCUGCUCUUCAUGUACGCCACCUUGCUGUGGGGACGCCCCAAACUGCCGGUGCCAAUUGCCACCUCGCCGAACAAGUCGACGACGAAGGCGAGUGGAACGGACAGCAUGGACGAGUCGGACACGGACAGCAACUCCGUGCACCACCGCCUUCCCCCGCCGAUCCCCGUGCGGCGACCCUCGCUGCUGGCGCCCCUCGGAAGGCGGGACGCCCACUACGGCAGCUUCUAUCUGCGCAUGGGCGCCGUGGCCUUUGGAAUCGGCAGCAUGAUCUACUCGGGCCUGGAGUUCGGGCAGUACUUCGAACUCAACCCGGACACCAAGUGCCACAACGUGCUGCUGGCCCUGACCCCGGCCACCCGGAUGGCCUUCAUCUUCAUCCAGAUGUACUUCAUCUUCCUGAACAACGAGCAGAUCAAGGUCUACCGCUACAAGAUCAUCGCCCGCUUCGGCCUGAUGCACAUGAUCGGCACGAACCUGGCCGUCUGGCUGAACGUGCUCAUCCAGGAGACGAAGCACGAGAUCCUCACCUUCUACAACCCGGAGAACCGCACGCUGAGGAUCUCGCACCGGAUUCCGGGGCAUUCGCGCGGCCACGCCAUCAUCCAGCACGACCCGACGGCCCAUCUGCGCGUGCCGCGCGGCCUGAAGGGCCCCUACCAGAUCUUCGAGUGCCGGCGGACGAACAUCAUCGGGACGCUGGUGCAGGACGCGUCGCCGUUCCUGUUCCCCUGCACCAUCGAGUACUCGCUGAUCUGCGCGGCCAUCCUCUACGUGAUGUGGCGGAGCAUCUCGCGACCCCAGACGCCGGCGCCGCAGCGGCCGGACAUGAUCAGCUCGCCGAUGAAGCGGUCGCCGCACCACUACUCCGUGGACUGCGCCCGGGCGCACAAGGGCCUCUUCGUGGGCAUCCUCAUCCUGGUGCUGACCAUCAUCUCGCUAAUCAUCUUCUUUGUGCUGAUCUCGCGGCCGGAGUUCGUGGCCAUGGCCGUCACGGAGGUGACCAUCUGCGAGCUGCUCAUCUACGGCACGGCCACCAUCGCCACGCUGGUGGGGAUGAUCCAGAUCCGGCAUCUGCAGUACGACGCCUACCGCAGCUUCUCGCUGGACGACAUCCUGCUGGUGGGCGCCCAGACGGGCUCCUUCCUGUACAACAUCUUCACGGUGAUCGCCGGCCACUUCACCCUGCGCAGCGACGACAUGCUGGUGCCCAUCAAUGCGCUGGCCUCGAUCGUGCAGACCGCCUGCCAGACGAUGUUCAUCCUGGACGCCAGCCGGCGGCAGGCCGUCAGCCCGGAGCACCUGCGCAAGAAGCCCGGCAGGGAGAUCGUCACGUUCAUGCUGGUGGUGAACCUGGCCAUGUGGGCCAUCAGCACCCUGGAGAAGUCGCGCGCCGAGUCGCACCCCAUCCAGCUGAACUUCUACGGGCUGUGGGCCUGGACGAUCAUCACGCACGUCUCGAUGCCGCUGGCCAUCUUCUACCGCUUCCACUCGACCGUGUGCCUCUGCGAGAUCUGGAAGCGGGCCUACAAGCUGAAGCCCACGUACAUGUGAGAGUUCGCCCGCUCGCGCAUCCAGAGCAUUGCGCAGCAGCAGCAAUUCUGCGACGACCUCAAGACGAACCUGUCCUACUGCUACUGCUCCACGACGCUGGCUGGCGGCGAGCUGGAGACCGUCGAGGAGGUCGACAGCGGCGAGAGCGGCGGUAGCAACUCUGCGGAGGAUGGUGGACCAGCGGGAGCAGUGGGAGUAGAAGGAUUAGAAGCAGGAUCAGGAACAGAAGCAGGAGCAGGAGCGGAGGGAGCACAGGACAGGACUGGCGGCGGCAGCAGCUGCGGUGGCCAACUGAGGCCACCCGUCCGGGCGCUGUCGCCGCAGUCCCUCAACACGGAGAAGGCCUUCUGUCCGGUUUACGUGAUCAACGGCGAAUGAGUUUACGCGCACUUUGAGUUCAUCGACGCGAUCAGCGGCCAUGAGCUCAGCUUUGUCUAGGGCUUGCAUCCGCUGGGGAGCACCGCACCACCACCAAUCGACACCAAUCCACCCACCAAGAGAACUAAGAGCCCAUCUUCGAGAACCACCAAAUCCAAAUCAAAGUCCAGAACACAAACACAAACAGCAAGCGGAUGCAAGUGUGGAAGCCCUGAAAACAUAUCCUAGAGCCACCUAGAGAAACGUUAGAAAGCAAAGUUAGGUGACAGUGUUAGAAUUGAGGGAGAUUGUCAAAGAGAUUCAAGGAGAUCUUAGCCCCUGUAGCGGAGGUACAUCGAUAGGAGAACCCCAAGCAAUGUAACUAGGGCGUAUACGCAAUGCAUUUCCGAACAAUUGUCACUAGGGCGUAUACGCAAUAUAUUCACCUUUUUACCAACAACUGUUCUCGAGAGUUGAUAUCAAGUGAAAACGCGUUGAGCUCGUAUUGGAGAGGCAAAGCUUAUGAAAUGCAAGUAAAACGAACCAGAAAACCAUAAAAUCCCUGACAUUUUAUGUUUGCCUUUGCAAUGACUUCUGUUUUACUCAAUCAAGCGCAGUAAGAGCGAUAUAAAAGUUAUUGUAGGCAUAACACGUACCGUAGAUAAAUUCAUGUGUAGCCCUUGCAUUCGAACCCAAUCAAACCAAAGCAGAGAUAUCUCGUUCGACAAAUGUUGGAAGGCGUCGUGAGCAAAUAACUAAACAGCAUUUUAUAUAUUUAUAUAUAGCACUUGACUGAGGAUCAGCAAAUCGGGUUGUGAACCAACCGCAUUACGACGCAAACUAGCGAUAGGCCGGACAUAUGAAUAACCCCAAAGGCGAGUUCUUUAAAUGAUAUACACAAGGAUAAUUAGUCGGCGUUCCAAGGCAUACUUGAUAUAUCUCAGAAACAUAUAGUUGGCGAGAGAAACCCAAAGGAAGGAGAGGAGAGUUAGUGAAGAGCGAGGAGCAGAGGAGUAAGGACAGGAGAGUCAUUCACCCCACCAGAAAUCGAGGAACCGCAAAAGUUAUUAGACAACGCUGUACUACAAAGUAGACGGUUCACAUAGCCUAGCACCUAAGGAUAAAUACUCACAUGCAUAUGUAGAUGUUCAGCCCAGAUUGCAAGAACGGAAAAAAAGGAAGAACCCCCUUCGAGUCCCCAUGAAUACCCAUGAAUCAUUUGAGCCCCUGUUGUGAUUCCUGUUUCCUGAUUUUUAGCAUACUCGUAGCGUUUAACUGAAUUUGUUAACUUAACUUCGAAGUAAGAGACAUCUUGUUAGGAACCUUGUUUCGCCCAAAUAGGUUUUUAUGUGAUACGUUUGUGCUUGUUCCAGGUCCAAAUCUACAUAGUAACCCCCGCGAAUCCCACUUCAGUAUUAUGAAAGCUCAAAAGACAGCUGUAGAAGGACAAAUCAAGAGAUUGCGAAGGAAAUUCCAAUGAAUCACUUACUGUAAGACGCACAAAUCUAUUUAAGAAGGUAGAAAUAUGUAUGUCUGUGUUUUUUUUGUCUACCAUAAUGGUAUAAGCAGAUAUUUAGGAUAUAGACUCCACUUACACAUACAAUGCGAUAUACAUUUUUCAAUGCCAAAGAGUUCUUUACGUAGCCUAUGUUCAUGUUUGAUUGCUUUCCCGUUGAGUUCGAGUUUUUUGAAUCUACUGACUCAUCCAUUGUACAUUCAAAGUUUUACGAAUGCCAAAUCGAAAUCAAAACCAAAAACACGAACAAAAAUCUUAAGGAACAACAAAAUAUAUAUAUAUUAAAUUAGUUAUUUCAAUUUUAUACUCGUACUAAAUUUUUAACUAGAAUUAACUGCAAAUUUAUAUGCAUUUUCUUACAUGUAUUUAUUGUACACCGUCUCGGAACACUGCUCAAAAAAUCGCACAUUCAGCGAAAAAUCAAAAUUGGAAAUUGUAUUGUAUUUACAGCUGAUUAUAUUAUAUUAAAAUUUAUUGAAACUAAGUAGUUACGACAAGAGAUCGAACUCACUAGAGGAACUCCUAUUCCACGUAGAAUCGAAACGAUAAACGAAACCAGCAAAGGGACAUUUUAUCCAAAGCGAAUAAAAGCGAAUAAAAUCCAAAAAAACAAUCGAAAUAUUCAAGUUAUACCCGAAAACCAUUAUAUGUUCUUAUAAAACUCAAAAUGGAAAAUCCAAAUAAACGUAGUAAUCGUAAUUAUGGGACUUGUAAUUCUAGCAGAGAUCUGAAUUUUCGACCCCUUCUCUUCUUUAAACUACGUAUCUAUAAAUGGUUCAGGCAGUCAUUGAAAGAUAUUUUUUGUGUCUAGAUGUUCUGUCUGUUCUUUCCUCAAUUUCCUCUCAAAUAUUUCUUUGGAUUCCUGAAAGGUCAAAUCUCUUCCUGCUAUAUUCCAUCAUAUUCUUUUCUUAGCUCAAGAAAUGUAUUUUCCAGGCAUUUCUCCUGAUAUUUCACUGUUGCAAUCCCAUUUGCUAAAUCAAUUUUGAUAUCUUUAUAGGCAGGUAAAUAACCUUUUACGCCUGUUCAGUAAAAUAUCUUCCGGCUUAUGCCAUUCCCAUUCGCUUUGAAACUUUUUCCCAUAGUACUCAACCGAUACAACUUGGCUAAGCCUAGGAAAAGCAAUUUGUAUUAAGUGUUACAAGUAUUUAUAUGUAUUUACAAUAAUGACUAUGAAGAUAAAGUUAAAGCCAAGAUAAAACUAGUCGUGAAUGUUCUGUGUUCCCCGAAAAAAAAUACACCACCAGUCCCCCAAAACCCGAAAGAAAACUAUAUUGACUAUAAAAGAGCAGUAAAUAUGCAAUAAAUAUGAUUAAUAAAUUGAAACGUAAUUCGAUU
This is a messenger RNA of Drosophila ficusphila, 8010 nucleotides long. It is a transcript of the gene OtopLc, whose product is annotated as proton channel OtopLc. Gene Ontology annotation, biological process: proton transmembrane transport. The coding region runs from base 522 to 4802 and encodes 1426 amino acids. Gene Ontology annotation, molecular function: proton channel activity. The record is from RefSeq and is a predicted model, not a curated record. Gene Ontology annotation, cellular component: membrane. The transcript is spliced from 7 exons. Lineage: Eukaryota; Metazoa; Arthropoda; Insecta; Diptera; Drosophilidae.